Echinostoma caproni is the source of this 1311-nucleotide messenger RNA. Lineage: Eukaryota; Metazoa; Platyhelminthes; Trematoda; Plagiorchiida; Echinostomatidae. The record is from the annotation of a GenBank genome assembly.
AUGGGAGUUCGUAUAUCACAUCCCGAAAGAUUAGUACAUCAAGCAGAUGAGAAUAGCCAAAAUUCCACGGAAUUCCAGAAAACUUCUCGACAACCGAGUAAAACAAAUGAGUUCCAGCGUAAUGAUAAUGCGACCAAACUGAUGCUAUCCGAGAAAACGUCCACUCUAAUGGGUGCAGAUUAUAUGAGCACGUCCACUGCAUCCACAAUCAGUUCACGAAUGAAACCACACGUUGGACUGUCCCCUCAACCUUAUUUACAUAAUUCCACUCGCGGAGGUACACGAGGUCGUGAUUUUACCCACUCGUGGUCAAGACUCUCUGGUAGUCCCAGCUAUAAUCGCACUGGUGCACACAGAGCUAGUACCCAAACAAAACCACCGUGGAAACCCUGUGUAGUGAAGACACAUUACGAUUACAGUCAGGCGGAGCGGCCUCAGUCGAGUUUGCGCCAAGCACCCAGUCCAGUUCCGCGACAACCCCGUCGUAUGAGACGGAUGGACAGUCGUCGUGUUUGUUCAACUUCACUGUCCUGUUUGAACGACAUUCACUAUCAGACAGGCGAGUCUCAUCUACGUCGAUGUUCUGCCGCAAGAAGAGCACAAGCCAAUAAAUCGGAAAUGUUGGACACAUUCAGUUUGGAAAACACUCAUACGCUUGGAAUAGUGGAAGGUACCACUGCAACACAUCGCAGUCGACAGCCGCGUCGAGUGAGAGGGAUGCGGGCGGCCUAUUAUCCAGCGAUGCUGCGUCGACAUCGACCAUAUCCCAUGACAGUAGCAAAUGCAUGCGGAGAUAGCCGUCAACAUCGGAGAGUCCCUUCAAACAUUUUGUCCGAUUCGUUGAUCACGGCAGCAAGCGAGUCGUCAUUCGAUAUCGAAUCGAUCGAUCCGUUCACCACCGUCCAAGAUGACACAUUCCCGUUGCGUUACGUGUUCUAUGUGGAAGAUAAACCGAAAUCGAUGCGCGCAUUCGCGAAUGCGGGCAAAGUGUCUCUACUGGCACGGGACACACAUUGUCGGGUCUAUUUUCAUGCACACAUUCAACGUUCCGCAAAUACCAAUCGGGUACUAGGUCAAACACAAAAUUCCGUGGACAGUACACAACCGGUGGAACCAGCUUUGUACUAUCACGGGAAACGUGUCUGCCCGGUCACUGUGGCCGCACCGAAUCUGCACGCUCUGUUACGUUUUGUCAAACAGUUAGAUUUGCUAUUUCCUGAAUUCGAAGCCAGUCGAUAUCUGUCGGAACAACUUGUCGCACCGAAGCGGUCGGGAUUGGAAACAGAUUCGACUCAAACUGAGAACGGGUGA